UUUAGCUAUAUGUCGUUUUUAACCUAUAUUUUCGUGAUAUCGAUAAUCAUUUAAAAGUUUUCUACAUAAUAUAGACAUGCAUACAUGUAUUCUCUUAGCUUAUUUUGAUUAAUAUUCUAUUCGUUCCAUACUGUGAAUACAAUUUUUAAAUAGUUAUUGAUAUCAUGAAAAUAUAGGUUAAGAAAGAUAUAUAGUUAAAAAUUUUACUGUUUGCUACACUGCUGAUCGAGUUAUCAUACACAGACAAUAUGUAUCGAUUAAAUCGCAAAUCAAGUUCGAAAUUGAACGAAUGUGUGAAUGAAGCUUAAUAUUUCAACUUGAAAUGUACUUUGAUUUCUACAAGAUUAAAUCGAGCUGAGUUGGCAUAACAAUGAUGGCGACGAUUGAUAGGCGGCAACAACAAUCGGAAAGAAAAAAGUGGAUUUAUAGAAUAUUAACUGCGGUGUUUCUAUUGCUUGUGUUUUUAAAUUUACCGGCUAUAUGCCAAACACAUGGAUACGAUGAAUCACCCAGUUUUAAAUAUUCGAAAGAAGCCAAUGAAGAAUAUUUGCAAAAUCAGCACUCUGUGAAACAUGAUCACCAUAAACAUCAAUCCAAGCAGGAACAUAUGCAUACAUAUGGACAACAACAGGAUGAUCAAUAUCAUCAUCAAGAAUCAUCUUUUCCUACUAAUAAACAUAAUGAGAAGCACAAUGAUCAAUAUCAUCAAGAAUCAUCUUUUCCUACUAAUGAACAUAAUAAGAUAACGUUAAAAGCUAUGGGUUCUACAUUGCUCAUUUCUAUAGCUCCUUUUUUUAUAUUACUUUUUGUACCAUUAGAUAAUACUAAGGAACGCGAACCAUUAUUAAAAAUACUUUUGAGCUUUGCAUCAGGCGGUCUGCUCGGAGAUGCUUUCCUUCAUCUUAUUCCUCAUGCAUUAGUUCCUCAUUCACAUGAAUCUUCGCAUUCUCAUUCUCAUGACCAUUCUCAUGAUCACAAACAUGAGGAAUCUGAUCACAAACAUGAUAUGUCUGUCGGUUUAUGCGUUUUAUUAGGAAUUAUUGUAUUUUUAAUUGUUGAAAAAGCUGUACGUAUGAUAAAAGGUAAUCAUGGACAUUCUCAUACUCUUAAUGUCACUGAAAAAGAAUCUGAUAUGAAAAAAGCUGUUUCUACGACAAAGAAGACUAAAGACAAGUCACUUGUUAAUAAUAAAUCUACAUCCGUUGAAAAGGAUUCAGAACCCAUGAAUGAUAUAAAAAUUGCAGGCUACCUCAAUUUAGUUGCAGAUUUUUUACAUAAUUUUACUGACGGCCUAGCUAUAGGAGCCAGCUAUUUAGCAGGAAACACUAUUGGCUAUGUAACAACAUUUACUAUUUUAUUACAUGAAGUACCUCAUGAAAUAGGUGACUUUGCCAUUUUGGUACAAAGUGGUUGUAGUAAGAAAAAGGCUAUGUUACUGCAGUUAACUACUGCGAUAGGUGCUUUGUUAGGGACUUAUGUGUCCUUAUUAGUAGAAGGAAUGGGAGAUCUUGCAACAAUGUGGAUUCUUCCAUUCACAGCUGGAGGAUUUAUCUAUAUUGCUACUGUCUCUGUGAUACCAGAAUUAUUAAUUGAUACUAAAUUUUGGCAAUCCGUUAAAGAAAUUAUUGCACUUCUAUUUGGAGUAUAUAUGAUGGUACUUAUAACAGAAUAUGAAUAGAGAUAUAUUUUACAUAAUGUGGCCUUUUUAAUAAUACAUUUCUUUAUUAUUAUUGUUAUUAUAUAUUUUGUAAUAAUCCAUAAAUUAACAAAAACGUGACAUAAAAUUGUGUUAUCAUGAAA
This is a messenger RNA of Vespa mandarinia (Asian giant hornet), 1800 nucleotides long. RefSeq names its product zinc transporter catecholamines up (gene Catsup). Lineage: Eukaryota; Metazoa; Arthropoda; Insecta; Hymenoptera; Vespidae. The record is from RefSeq and is a predicted model, not a curated record. Gene Ontology annotation, biological process: intracellular zinc ion homeostasis; zinc ion transmembrane transport. Gene Ontology annotation, molecular function: zinc ion transmembrane transporter activity. Gene Ontology annotation, cellular component: membrane.